CGCAGAGUCCCCAGCGGCGCUGUGGCUAAUGAAGAAUAAUAAAUCAUGAAAGGUUUUUCAGGUACAGCCGAGAGAGUGUGUAAGAGGAGAGGGAGUGAGAGAAUGGGUGAGCAAGAGAGAGAGAACGGGAGACGCAGCCUGCCCUUCGCCUUAGAGCACAGACAGAUCGAGUCCCCGCAGCAUUGAAAGUAGUCGACUGUCACCUUUAUCUCAUAAUCAAACUCAGCAAGAAUCGGGAUAAAGGUUAACGAGCGAGAUCGUCGUUCUGGAACCGGCACGAAGAGAAGAGAGAAGAAACUUCUGCAUUCGUUUUAAAAGUGUGCGCAAAAACAAACUCACCAAAGGCAUCAGCUUCCGCACGAGACAAACGCACGAUAUUUUGUAAAGGCGGAGGAAAAUUUCUGCAGAGCGUUUUGGCAAGAGUUGACGUGAUCUUUGAAGGAGUUUACCGACAGGUUGCAUGGCUUACUGGUGCUCGACGCACGUCUCUAGCCACGGCGCGCGACGGAGCGAGCAGGAGAUCGUUCUCUCAGACCACUAGAUGAGCUAUCAAGAGACUUGGUGCAUCAUCCUCCUCUUCACGUUCGUUGCAACGCCAGAGACUUGAGAUUUCCGCGCAGCGACUGGGCUUGAACUCCAGUCGAAGAACAAGAAGAAGGCGGAGUCUUAAGUUAUUAAAAGGAACUCGCCGAGGCUCGGUAGCAAACAUGAUGAUGAUGUCUCUGAACAGCAAGCAGGCGUUCGCCAUGCCCCACACCAGUCUGGCCGAGGCCAAAUACUCCAGUUUGCAUUCUGCGUCCUCUUCUUCCACUUUGACUUCCAACGCGCCCUCGUCCUCCUGCUCGUCGUCCAGACACAGCAGCACGAUCAGCAGCGGCGGUUCGGAGGCGAUGCGCCGAGCAUGUCUCCCAACCCCACCGAGCAAUAUAUUCGGCGGAUUGGAUGAGAGUUUGUUGGCCCGCGCGGAAGCUCUGGCGGCGGUGGAUAUAGUCUCGCAGACCAAAAGCCAUCAUCACCCUCCUCAUCACAGCCCCUUCAAGCCGGACGCAACCUACCACACCAUGAACACGCUUCCGUGCACCUCGUCGUCCUCCUCGUCGUCAUCCGUGCCCAUCUCGCACCCUUCAGCUCUGGCGAGCCAUCACCACCACCACCACCAUCACCACCACCACCAGCCGCACCAGGCACUGGAGGGCGACCUGCUGGACCACAUCACCCCAGGACUGGCACUUGCUGGAGCCAUGGCCGGGCCAGACGGCUCGGUGGUCUCCACGCCUACGCACCCAGCUCACAUGGCAGGCAUGAACCACAUGCACCAAGCUGCCAUCAACAUGGCUCACGCCCAUGGGCUUCCAUCCCACAUGAGCUGCAUGAGCGACGUGGAUGCAGAUCCCAGGGACUUGGAGGCAUUCGCUGAGCGCUUUAAACAGCGUCGGAUCAAACUUGGCGUGACCCAAGCGGAUGUAGGGUCAGCGCUGGCCAACCUGAAGAUUCCCGGCGUAGGCUCUUUAAGCCAGAGUACCAUCUGCCGGUUUGAAUCGCUCACGUUGUCCCACAACAACAUGAUCGCCCUGAAGCCCAUCCUGCAAGCUUGGCUGGAGGAGGCUGAAAAGUCGCACCGGGAGAAACUCAACAAACCCGAGCUCUUCAACGGGGCCGAGAAGAAGAGGAAGCGGACCUCCAUCGCGGCCCCCGAGAAAAGGUCCCUCGAAGCUUAUUUCGCUAUUCAGCCGCGUCCGUCCUCAGAGAAAAUCGCAGCAAUCGCAGAGAAGCUGGACCUCAAAAAGAACGUAGUGCGGGUUUGGUUUUGCAACCAGAGGCAGAAACAAAAACGCAUGAAAUACUCGGCCUGCGUCUAGCUCGACCAGAAGACCAACGAGACGUGUCGAGAGACUCCUAAAACUGUUUAGAGACGAUUUGUAAAAUAUUUCUUAUCUCACACCUUUUUCAAUCAUCAAUAACUUGUACAUUGAACCAGAAUUUCAUGACAUUCAAAAGAGACAUUUGAAAAUCACUGUCACGUAUUACGCAAAGGGGAUGUGGAAUCAUUUAAAGGAUCGUUUGACUGAUCAAGUAAGACCAUUCGUUUUUCCUCACUUAUUCUAGCACACUUUCUAUAUCAGAGGAGCAAGACUCUUUAAACCUCAAUCAGACAGCCUGCCUGACGCUGAAUAGCGUAUUUUAGUCGUUUACCAGAAAGUGUUCUGUAUCACAACACCAGAAAUUAUUCUAAACUGAGAGGGGGACAAAUACUUCAGGUCAAAAGGGUGACAGUGUCUUGUCAGUGUUUUUCUUUUGUAAUAUUUCUUUCUCAGCAUGUCACGUUUCAAUCUGGUGUUAAUUCAGGGUUCGUUAGAUAAAAAAAAGAAAACAAAAAGAAAAAGAAAAAGAAAAGAGGACAUCACGAAUUAUGUCCACGAACGAUUCUGCAACAUUAUUAGAUAAUAACCAAACAGCACCUUGUAAAUUAUUGAUUUAGCUGUUACAUGCAUAAUUUUGUCUGUCGUCUUCUUAAUUCCUCUUCUGUGAUUUUAAUAAUGUUAACCCAUAACCUACAAUUAGGCAAUGGGCGAGAAGAACAUCCACA
Messenger RNA from Carassius auratus (goldfish), 2587 nucleotides. Its product is annotated as POU domain, class 4, transcription factor 2. Bases 708 to 1859 code for a protein of 383 amino acids. Gene Ontology annotation, biological process: regulation of transcription by RNA polymerase II. Gene Ontology annotation, molecular function: RNA polymerase II cis-regulatory region sequence-specific DNA binding; DNA-binding transcription factor activity, RNA polymerase II-specific. The transcript has 2 exons. NCBI's taxonomy places the organism in Eukaryota, Metazoa, Chordata, Actinopteri, Cypriniformes, Cyprinidae. The record is from RefSeq and is a predicted model, not a curated record.